AUGGCUUGCUUAGAAGCGUUAGAGAACAUUCUCAAGGAUGGAGAAGCAGAGAAGAACUUGGAUCAUGUUAACCUCUACGCUUCAAUGAUAGUCGAAGCAGAAGGACAUAAGAAGAUUCAGAAUCUUCAGAGUCAUGAAAACAACGAUGUAAACCAAAAAGCCGCGAAGAUCCUCAAAACCUUUUGGACAGAAGAUGGACAAGGCAAAGAUGAAAAGCACGCUCCGCAAUCUGGUAAAUCAUUUUGUUCCGAAAUUUUAGAAAACAGAGUAGUUCUAAAUUUUAGAAAAAAACUGAACGAUUGGUUUGUUAGAAUCAAGGUGGAUCGUGAAGAGCGGCCUGAUGUCGAUAAGGUUUAUAUGUCGUUCGUCCAGGCUCUGUACGGUGGAGGAGGUUGGCCACUAUCGGUCUUCCUAUCACCUGAUCUAAAGCCAUUGAUGGGUGGAACCUACUUUCCUCCAAAUGACAAUUAUGGAAGACCAGGAUUCAAGACGAUACUUAAGAAAGUGAAAGAUGCGUGGGACAGUAAGAAGGAUACUCUUGUGAAGAGUAGCAUAUAUGCUAUGGAAGAACUGUCAAAAGCUUUAUCUGCAAAUGCUGAAACUGAUAAGUUGCCAGAUGGGCUUUCUCGGGUAGCGUUGAGUUUAUGUGCCAAACAACUUUCUCGCAGCUAUGAUUCGGAAUUUGGCGGGUUUGGAUCUGCACCAAAGUUCCCGAGGCCUGUCGAGAUCCAGCUGAUGCUUUAUCAUUCCAAAAAGUUGAAAGAAGCCGGGAAAACUAGUGAGGCCGAUGAAGACCAAAGUAUGGUUUUAUUCAGCUUGCAAGGCAUGGCAAAUGGAGGGAUGCAUGAUCACAUUGGAGGCGGAUUCCAUAGGUACAGCGUUGAUGAAUGUUGGCACGUUCCACAUUUUGAGAAAAUGCUAUAUGAUCAAGGGCAACUAGCUAACGUCUACCUUGAUGGUUUCAUCAUUACCAAGGAUGUUAUGUAUUCUUAUGUGGCAAGAGACAUACUUGAUUAUCUGAGAAGGGACAUGAUUGCACCUGAAGGUGGAAUAUUCUCGGCUGAAGAUGCCGAUAGCUUUGAGUCCGAGGGCGCAAAGAGAAAGAAAGAAGGAGCAUUCUAUAUAUGGACCAGCGACGAGAUUGAUGAAGUUCUCGGGGAGAAUGCAGAUCUUUUCAAGGAGCAUUAUUAUGUUAAGAAAUCAGGUAACUGCGAUCUUUCGAGUAGGAGUGACCCGCACAACGAAUUCGCUGGGAAGAACGUGUUGAUCGAAAGAAAUGAGCUGUCUGCCAUGGCAUCAAAGUUUAGCCUCUCCAUUGAGAAGUACCAAGAGAUUUUGGGUGAAUGCCGAAGAAAGCUUUUCGACGUCAGAUUGAAGCGACCUAAGCCGCAUUUAGAUGAUAAGAUAAUCGUGUCGUGGAAUGGUCUUGUUAUCUCGUCUUUCGCAAGAGCUUCCAAGAUUCUCAAGGCUGAGCCUGAAAGCACCAAAUACGGUUUCCCUGUGGUGAAUAGUCAGGAUGAGCUAUAUCUUGACCGAGAAGGAGGAGCCUACUUCAACACACAAGGACAAGAUCCAUCGGUUCUUCUUCGUGUAAAAGAAGAUCAUGGUGGUGCAGAACCUUCAGGGAACUCUGUUUAUGCUAUUAACCUUGUGAGAUUAGCUUCCAUUGUCGCUGGAGAAAAAGCUGACUCCUACCUAAACACCGCACAUCGUCUACUGGCGGUCUUUGAAUUGAAGUUGAGAGAAAUGGCGGUAGCAGUGCCGUUAAUGUGCUGUGCCGCGGAUAUGAUCUCUGUUCCGUCGAGGAAGCAAGUUGUGUUGGUGAUUCACAUAGAUCCUUCGAGUUCUAAUGAAAUGGAGUUUUGGGAAGAUCAUAACAGUAAUGUAGCUGAAAUGGCGAAGAGAAACAGAAACUCUGAGAAAGUUGUGGCUCUUGUUUGUCAACACUUCACUUGUAGUCCUCCUGUCUUUGACUCUUCUUCUCUCACUCGCUUACUCUGCAAGUAG
Molecule: messenger RNA, 2007 nt
Organism: Arabis nemorensis
Lineage: Eukaryota; Viridiplantae; Streptophyta; Magnoliopsida; Brassicales; Brassicaceae
Source: the annotation of a GenBank genome assembly